ACACACCUUAGCACACAGCAGACGACCUCUCCUAUGACAGGAAAACUCUCCUAUCACCUUUUCCACCACUGAGUACAAACUACACACGGAGGAUAAUGUUACCUUGUUCAAAUGUUGUUGUGGUCUUUUGUCUUGUGCAAGUCCUCUGCAUUACUGCUGACAUAGACAGUGGCUCCUUCCUGAUAUUCAAUGAAAACCACAACAAGUGCAUUAAGGUGGAGACUGCCACCUCAGUAACUGUGGCUCCUUGUGAUCCUCAUGCCAAGCAGCAACAGUUUCGUUGGGCCUCCCAGUCACGCCUCCUCAGUCUGUCCCUCAAGCUCUGUCUGGGGGCCACAGAUCUGAAAGACUGGGUGAAGGUGGUCCUCUUUGAAUGUGAUGAGAGCAGUGAGCUACAGCACUGGCAGUGCAAGAAUGAGACUCUGUUUGGCAUAAAAGACCAGGACCUGCACUUAAACUGGGGCAACCGCGAUGAGAGGAACGUAAUGAUUUACACAGGCUCUAGCAUCUGGAGUCGCUGGAGGAUAUAUGGCACUAUCAGUGAUCUUUGUUCAAAGGGGUAUCAAGAGAUUUUCACAAUAGGCGGCAACACUUUUGGAGGCCCUUGUCAGUUCCCAUUUAAGUUUCAGGGGAACUGGUAUGCUGAAUGCACAAAGGAUGGUCGCGCAGAUGGGCAGCUGUGGUGUGCCACAGAGACAGAUUACGAUAAAGCAAAGAAGUGGGGCUUUUGUCCCACACAAGUUUCCUCAGACUGGGACACUGAUCCGGUCACAGGGGUUCAAUAUCAGAGGAACGUACAGUCAGCGCUGACCUGGCAUCAGGCCAGGAAGAGCUGCCAGCAGCAGGGAGCGGACCUCCUCAGCAUCGUCGAGCUCCAUGAGCAGUCAUACAUUUCAGGGCUGACAAAUUAUGUAGGAACCUCUCUGUGGAUUGGACUGAACAGCUUGGAUUUUGAGAGUGGAUGGCAGUGGAGCAACGGAAACCCAUUCAGAUAUUUAAACUGGGCCCCAGGUCAUCCCUCAUCAGAGCCUGGGCAUACCUGUGCAACCCUUAAUGCUGCUAAAGCCUCAAAAUGGGAGAGCAGCGCCUGCAACAAGAAACUCGGUUACAUUUGUCGCAAAGGAAACUCAAACAACCUGCCACCUCCACCAAGCAACGACCAGCCCAGCUUCUGCCCCAGUCACUGGGUUCCUUAUGGAGGUAACUGUUACUACCUGGUGAGGGAUAAAAAGAUGUGGAGGGACGCUUUGGCUGCCUGCCACAGAGAGGGAGGAGAUCUGGCCAGCAUACACAAUAUAGAAGAGCAGAGCUUCAUCAUAUCUCAAACUGGAUACUUGCCAACAGAUGUGCUUUGGAUCGGCUUGAACGAUCAGAGGAACCAGCUGCUGUUUGAAUGGUCUGAUCAUUCUCACGUCACCUUCACCCAGUGGCUAACUGGGGAGCCGUCUCAUGUCACCAACAUCCAAGAAGACUGUGUCCUCAUCAGAGGAAAGGACGGGAGAUGGGCAGAUCACACGUGUGAGAAGACGUAUGGGUACAUCUGUAAGAAGGCCGCCUCCAUUUCACCAGCUGCUGGCGCCCAUACGGAGGACAACCCAGGAUGCAAGCUGACAUAUGACUGUGUGAUCAUGGUGGGCAGCGUCUCCAAACUCACAGGAUUAUGGAAAGUGGAAGACUGUCAGUCAAAGAAAGGCUUCAUCUGUAAAAGAAACGUGGAUUCUCAGAUUGUAGUCGCACCCACCACUGUGUUACCAAAGGCUUUUUACAAACUUGGCAAUGACUCCUACAAACUGGUGGCCCAGAAGAUGAGAUGGGAUGAGGCAAGGAGGCAGUGCAAAGCAGAUGAUGCAGAUCUGGCCAGUAUCCUGAACCCCAUCACCCAGGCAUACAUCACCUUACGGAUUUCCAAGCACAAUGAGCCUGUAUGGAUUGGGCUCAACAGCAAUGUGACUGGUGGCCGGUUCAAGUGGGUUGAUAACUGGCUUCUGUCGUACACCAAAUGGGGUAGAGAUGAGCCUAAAAACAACUAUGGCUGUGUGUAUAUCGACGUAGACAGGACGUGGAAGACUGCACCAUGUACUAAUAACUACUAUUCCCUUUGCAAGAGGUCUCCAGAUGAGGUGCCCACUGAGCCCCCACAGCUUCCUGGCAACUGUCCAGAGCCAAAGAAACUAAUAACCUGGAUACCUUUCAGAGGCCAUUGUUAUGCCUUCCUCAGUUCAAAGGUGGACAACUGGGCCCAUGCCUCAGUUGAAUGCCUGAAAAUGAGUGCUUCCCUGGUGAGUAUUCAGGACCCUGAGGAGGGUAAGUUCAUACAACAGAAUCUGGAGAUUCUGCAGGACGAAGCCAAGUCCUUCUGGAUCGGCCUUUACAAGACACAUGAAGAUGAGUGGAUGUGGAUCGAUAACAGUGCUGUGGACUAUACCAACUGGAAAACAGGGAUGCCAAAGUUAGAAUCAUGUGUGGACAUCAAUUCUGACAGUGGGAAAUGGAGUACAAACAGCUGCAGCAGAUAUCGGUCUUACAUCUGCAAAAUACCCAAAGUUGUUGCACCUACAGAGAAACCUCCUUCUCCUGCGCCCUUUGUUAAAGACCGGAUACCCACCCCUGUCCUGGGAGAAUGUACCUUUGACAACAAGUUGUACUUCAACAAUCCAUUCCGAGCUGCAGUGGACACCAAGGGCCUGGUGACCAACAUCGAGCAGAAUGAACAAGCAUAA
Messenger RNA from Monopterus albus (swamp eel), 2720 nucleotides. Its product is annotated as macrophage mannose receptor 1. The record is from RefSeq and is a predicted model, not a curated record. The transcript has 18 exons. Lineage: Eukaryota; Metazoa; Chordata; Actinopteri; Synbranchiformes; Synbranchidae. Bases 96 to 2720 code for a protein of 874 amino acids.